Zalophus californianus (California sea lion) is the source of this 3187-nucleotide messenger RNA. It is a transcript of the gene VMAC, whose product is annotated as vimentin type intermediate filament associated coiled-coil protein. Lineage: Eukaryota; Metazoa; Chordata; Mammalia; Carnivora; Otariidae. The record is from RefSeq and is a predicted model, not a curated record. The transcript is spliced from 2 exons. The coding region runs from base 30 to 539 and encodes 169 amino acids.
UCCGGGCCGCCGGGGACCGGGUCGGGGCCAUGUCGGCGCCGCAGCCGCUGCAGAUCCGCGAGGCGAACGCACACCUGGCGGCUGUGCACCGCCGCGCCGCGGAGUUGGAGGCGCGGCUGGACGCGGCGGAGCGCACAGUGCACGCCCAGGCCGAGCGCCUGGCCCGCCACGACCAGCAGCUGCGCGCUGCCCUGGACGAGCUGGGCCGCGCCAAGGAUUGUGAGCUUGCCGCUCUCCAGGAGCAGCUGCUGACCUCCGAGGCCACUGUCCGCAGCCUGCAGGCUGCUGUGCGUCAGAGGGAUGAGCUCAUUGGGCAGCUGCAGCCCCGGGCGGAGCUGCUGCAGGACAUCUGCCGUCGCCGGCCACCCCUGGCCGGGCUGCUGGCUGCCCUGGCGGAGGCUGAACGCCUGGGGCCCCUGCCAACCAGAGACCCCAGCCACCCACUCCCUGGUGGGCCCAGUCCACGCCUUGCCAACAGUACUGGGGCAGAGGAGGACAGGGACCACCUCCAGCCUGCAGUGUUUGGGACCACUGUGUGAGCCCUGGGGCACAGAUAGCACAAUGGAGACAGAGUUCCACUGCUGUGGGUGUCCUCAGGGGUCACCAGUGUCCCAGAGGGGACCCCGUGGCAGAGCCAUAAUCCUUUCCAAGCAUCAAACCUGCUAAAAAGUCAUAGGUUUCAAACAGGCAGCCCAAGGGCCAAAGGCAUAUGGUUAGCCUGGACAGGUUUUUUUUUUUUUUAAGAUUUUAUUUUUAAGUAAUCUCUGUAGGGCUUGAACUUACAAUCCUGAGAUCAAGAGUCGCAUGUUCUACCAACGGAGCCAGCCAGGCGCCCCUUGUUUUGUUUUGUUUUGUUUUUCUUUAAACAAAACUUUACAUCAAUCAACUUGUUGAAAAAUUGGCAACGUUUCACAAAAAUCUGGAUUGCUGGCUUCAGUCUUGGCCAUGCCUGCUUGGAUCUGAGCUCAGGAUACCCUCUUUAGCCAAAGUGUGAGGUCCAGUUGGCUCCCUCAUCUCUCUCAGGGCUGGAUGUCUGGCCCCUGAAGUAUCUGAGUUUGAGAUCUCUCUCGCUCAUGGAGGCAGAUGUAUCAAGUUUUUCUCCCCCUUUUCCCCCUGCCCUGAUUUUCGUUCCUUCUGAAGCACCCCUCAUCCUAGGCUAAAGCUUUUUCUUAUUCUUCAUCCCAGACCAGAAUUGGGAACCUCAAGCCUUGUGCUGUUUUGCACUGGUGCAUUGGUUGUAUGAAGAUGGAUUUUUAAUCCUAGAUUCUUUCCCCUAACUCUGUCCUUCCCUCAACGUUUAACCCAGAAGGGAGAGUGUGCGUGUGAGACAUGCUGACAUGCUGGUGGCCAGGCUGUGCUGCCCCGGGGAAAACUCAGGCAUCCCUCAGCCUUUCCACUGGCUGUUCCCUCUGCCUAGACUGCUCUUCCCCCGGAUGUCACAUGCCCCGUUCCUUGUCACUCAGAUCUUUGCUCAGAUGUCACCUCCUCAGGGGGGGCCUUCCCUGCCUACCUUAUUUGAAGUAACCCCGUCCCCUGCUCUUACCCAUUCUGUUUUCUUCAUGGGACGUCCUGUCAUCAGAGUGUAAGCUACCUGAGGGCAGGGCUUUUCUUUAUCACCAGCGCCAGGUGCACCCUGGGGCCUCGGUAGGAACAGGACGGGGUUUGUGGGCCCUGAAGGGAGCCGGGGACCCCCUAGCACAUCUGAUGAGGCCCCAGCCAGUUCAGCUUUUGUAGCAAGCAGCCCGCUCCUUUUUUAUAUUCCCUAGAGAAUUUAUUUUUAAACUCAUUUCUAUGCUGCUCUUCUUGGCCAGAGACAUUCAGGGUGCUAUUAUUUUCUAAAUCAAACCAGGGGACCCCGUGCCUUUCUCUGCCCAGCCUGGUCCCACACUAGCCCUUUUCCCACCUACUUACUCAGGGAACUGUCACACCAGGAACCACUGAGGGGUAGGGCCCAUUUUGGCCUGGAAAGUUCGGGGUCCGUCCCCAGCCCUCAGGAUGGUGCAGCCUGCCCGCCUGGCAUCUAACAGUGACCCCUCAGUGCAGUAACAGUGGCCCCAUUUUCUCUGGAUAGAAUAAGGGGGGCUGCUUGUACGAAGGGAAGGCAGGUUGAGGCCUGUCUGAGCUUAAUAAAUUGGAUGAUUUCCUGGCCUUGGUCCUUCCUCCUUUCUUCCGGUGUGGGGGCUGGAGAGGUGGCCUGGGUGGGGUCCUGCUGGCCGGGGAGACACGAAGUUACAGUCAUGGGCGCUUGUGUCUAAUCUUUGCCACCCAGGCUUGCCCCGUUUUAUAGCUAUGGAAAGUGAGGCUCAGGGAGGUGAAGUAAACCGGCCUCGGGUCGGGAGGGCCACUUGCAGUUUUCGGAGGGGUUACUGUUGAUAUCCUGAUGAAGAUGAGGAGAUGCCAAAACAGAGUUACAAUAACUGUGGUUAUAUUUUACACUUUUCUAUGGAAAAAACUGAUUUUUGUAACCCUCAUGAAAAACGCAAUGGAGUAGUUCUCUGCCUCCUCGAAGAGUUAUGGACUGCAGCGAGCCACCAGAAUGUCACUGCAGUUUCUCCUAACACUGACAGUGUCUAAGUCCAGGCUUUGAAAAGCCUCUGGUGACCUCUGGGUCUCUGCAGUGGAUGGGUCCCCAAACGGGGCCCACGUUUUAGCCCCUGGGAGAUCCAGCGUCAUUUUCAAUCCUGUCAUUUGGUGUAACGCUCUUAGUCGAUGUCUCGAUCGGAGGCCUUCUGUGAUUAUGGCCUCGGUGCUUCUUGGAUGGCGUCGGGGGCCAGGGCCACUUCUUCACUUGGUACUGCGGUCCCCUGGCUCCCCCAGCUUGUUAGGAGCAAAACCACCACGUGUUGUUUGAGAACUGAAAAACCAACCACCAAAAGACCCACAUCGACAGAAAUCUCACACUGGCCCCUGAGUAACUACCAGGAACUGCUUUGUCUGACUUAACGCUGGAAACAGUCUGUAAGACUGCUGUGUCCUGGCUCAGCCACACUGGUCUGAACACCGGACAAGGGGACCCGUGGAGCCCGGGGAGGGGAGGGGAGCUGCUCCAGGUCACAUAGGAAUUGGGUCUUAAGCCUUCUCGGCAUGCCCUUGCCUCUCCCCAUCCGGGACACUCUGGCCACUUAGGGCUGUGGCCCACCCCCUCCUUGUGGCCAGGAAGGGGGACUGCCCCCAAUCCCCAUCUGGG